Schizosaccharomyces japonicus yFS275 is the source of this 1837-nucleotide messenger RNA. Its product is annotated as AGC/NDR protein kinase Mug27. Lineage: Eukaryota; Fungi; Ascomycota; Schizosaccharomycetes; Schizosaccharomycetales; Schizosaccharomycetaceae. Gene Ontology annotation, molecular function: protein serine/threonine kinase activity; nucleotide binding; kinase activity. The transcript has 3 exons. Gene Ontology annotation, biological process: negative regulation of G2/M transition of mitotic cell cycle; cytoskeleton organization; regulation of ascospore-type prospore membrane formation. The record is from RefSeq and is a predicted model, not a curated record. The coding region runs from base 44 to 1783 and encodes 579 amino acids. Gene Ontology annotation, cellular component: meiotic spindle pole body; prospore membrane.
UGCGAAACUUAGUGAAUCAGCAUAAUACUCAAUAGCGGUUUAAAUGAGAUUGAAAAACGACGAAUUGAAACGACCUGCUUCUGGAAAAACGAAGUUUGAAAGUCCAAAUGACAAUGACUACGAACGAGUAAAAGGGGGUUCAAAAGUUGCUGAGUAUACAGCACUCAAUGAUCGCAAAAUAUGGGAUAAGGAAAAUACGCUCGAGAGAUUGUUUGUUCCUCGAUUAAAUGCUUUAAAACACGGAGAAAAUGAAAAUUUGAAACCGCAUUCAAGUCAAUUCUCCAUUUGGGAUCAAACUGACCUAAUAGAGUCCGGUGGCUCGGACCAAAGAUCGCUAAGUCUUCGAUUGCUUGAACCAAGUCAGGUACAGCUUCUUCGUAAUCGAAAAGUACUGCGGAACCAGGCUGCGUGUCAAUUGUUUUUCCUGAAUUAUUACUCAAGGCUGUUUGAGUACUUAGGUCGCAGAAGCGAAAGAUUUCGACAAUUCAAUUCGAAAGCUCUCUGCUUAUCCAAGUUUACACACAAAAAGUUAUGGAAGGAGUAUUGUGGUCGUGAAAGAGCUUUUCUUCGGAAGGCAAGAAUUCGACUUCAGGCCUCACAGUUUGAUCCAAUUAUAAAACUCGGACAGGGGGGUUUCGGCUCUGUUUGGUUAUCUAGAAAAAGAGAUUCAGGCGAAUUGGUUGCCUUGAAGAUAUUCAAGAAAAACGUUCUCAAAAUUCGCAAUGAAACGAACCAUGUAAUGACUGAACGGGAUAUACUAUCUAACACUGAUUCGCCGUGGCUCAUAAAGCUGUAUUACGCAUUCCAGGAUCCUGAAUAUGUUUACUUGGCCAUGGAGUAUGUUCCUGGAGGUGACUUUCGCAUGUUUCUUCUAAAUCAUGGAAUUUUAAGUGAAGAUCAAGCACGUUUUUAUCUUGCUGAAAUGUUUACCAGCAUCGAUGAAAUACAUAAACUCGGUUUUAUUCAUCGGGAUAUCAAGCCAGAGAAUUUUUUAAUCGAUAUAAAGGGACACAUUAAGUUAGCUGACUUUGGUAUGUGUCUUGGUAAAAUAAACGAAGAGCUUAUAAACUCACUAAGGGUUCAAUUACAAAAUAAUUUUGUUCCAGAAAUCCAGGAGGAAUUAACUCACCAGCAAAGGAUUAACAUCUACAGAGAAUAUCUAAUUGAUGGGAAAAAACGAAUUCAUUCCUGUGUCGGAUCAGCGGAAUACAUGGCUCCAGAAGUGCUUUAUGGAGAACCAUAUGACCACAGAGUUGAUUACUGGUCCAUCGGUUGUUUAAUGUUCGAAUGCUUACUAGGCUACCCUCCUUUUUACGGUGGUACUGCGAAUGAAACAUGGAAUAAUUUGUACCACUGGAAACAUAUUCUACAUGGUAUUAAGAGUCAGAAGGAACUCGGUUGUCUCGAAAUAAAUAUUUCUGACGAAGCUUGGUCUUUAAUAUUUCAGUGUAUUACCGAUUCUCAGUUUCGAUUGCAGCGGUUUUCUGAUGUUCAAGAACAUCCAUUUUUCAGUGGCAUACAAUGGGAACGAAUUAGAGAACAAUAUCAGCCACCUUUUAUUCCAGUUCUCACUAAUCUACUUGACACGCGUUACUUUGAUGAUUAUUCCAAUGAGGACGAACCACUGUUCUCAAACAAAAAUCAAAAGUCUAAUCCGAAGAGUGCAAUUAAUGGGACAAAACAUCGGGGACCAUCGAUGGAGAAUGCCCAUAGGGGCACAUUUUUAGGGUUCACGUAUAAAUAUAAACCUGCAAUGAUUCACGAAUUUGAAGAUUUAGCUUAGUAAACUGUUAAUAAUAAUAAUAAUAAAACAAAACUUUUGUUAAAAUGUAUGCGC